AUGUUAUCACUAUUAUUCUCCCGAGUUUUCUUGACUAUAAUCAUCAUAUUAAUAUCAGAAUGCACUGGUUCUACCUCUGGUGCUAAAACGAAACGACAAGUAUCGUUACAUGAUAUUGUUCAGGGAGCAUUAAAUUUUGUACAACCAAUAUUCGAUACAACACAACCGUUGCAAUCACAUUUUCAAACAGCCAAAAAAAUUAUUCGAUCAGAACUUGUGAGGCCUCGAGAUGCCGAGAUUCUAGGCUUACCAAAAUAUUCAGCUUUAGCUGAUAUACCGAUAUGUAAAAGUAACUCAAAAAUAUGUAAAUUCAUAUCGUGUACUGCCCACAAUUUCCGAGUGGAUGAGAAAAUCUCGAAUUUGAAUUUAGCCGCUCAAAUUUUGGGUGACUCAAAAUUGAGAAAAGCAAUCUUGAACGAUCCAAACAUCUUGUUAACAGUAUGUCGAGAGCAAGGACUGUCGCCCGAGCAAUGCAAGCUUUUCUCCAGCGGAUUUAAUCUGAUCAACAAAUUUAUUACUACAAUUGAUGCAGAAGUAACAGCAGGAAAGAAGUCAACCAGUUAUGGGGUCAAAGAUGAUCCAUAUUAUGAUGAAGGUGAUGCACUGCCAGUACCAAUACAACCUGGAGUAUUUCAAAAUGUGGGAUCUCGAACUUGGUCGACUCAUCAAAGUUAUGCUGAUGAUCCAAAUCAGAUAUUACCUCCAAUGUCCCAGGAGACAAGAAAACCACUGCAAGACUUUGACUCUGCACCUUCAACUCUUCGAAAUCUCUCAAGAUCAACGCUUGCUAGACCACUGCAAGUUACACCACCAACUCCAUCUGGUCUAUUUUCCUUCCCGCCUCUUAUUUUUGCAUUCCCAACUCUUGCAACAUUUGCACCCUUGGCUCCUGCCACUAUAUCCUUACCUUUCACCUCAAAUUUAAUAUCUAAAAAAAUAUUAAAUUUUUUGCCACCUGAUUGGGACACUAAAUUGUUUUCAUCAAAUAUAAUACCAUUACCUUUACCACUACCAAUCAUCAAAUAUCCAAUAGAAUUUGACCGAAUGACUUCAGCAGAAUCAUCUCGAAGUAAAAGAGCUAGUGAUUAUUAUGAUGAUGUUGAAGAGGAAGAUGGUGCGGAGAAACAUAAAAGUACUUCCACGACUAACCAAAAAAGUGGAACUAAUCAAAAUGCUAAAAAGACGAAAACAGUUGAAAAGAAUUUGAUGGAUUGUAUAAAAUAUCUUAAAGAAUAA
Molecule: messenger RNA, 1236 nt
Organism: Thelazia callipaeda (thelaziosis nematode)
Lineage: Eukaryota; Metazoa; Nematoda; Chromadorea; Rhabditida; Thelaziidae
Source: the annotation of a GenBank genome assembly